Messenger RNA from Nycticebus coucang (slow loris), 1490 nucleotides. Its product is annotated as aldehyde dehydrogenase, cytosolic 2-like. NCBI's taxonomy places the organism in Eukaryota, Metazoa, Chordata, Mammalia, Primates, Lorisidae. The transcript has a single exon. Gene Ontology annotation, molecular function: benzaldehyde dehydrogenase (NAD+) activity. The record is from RefSeq and is a predicted model, not a curated record.
GACUGCUGUACAAAUUGGCCGAUUUAAUCGAAAGAGAUCGUCUGCUGCGGCCGGCAAUGGGGGCACUAAAUGGUGGGAAACUACUUUCCAGGGUGUAUCUCAUGGAUGUAGAAGUCUGCGUGAAAGCUUUACGCUACUGCGCAGGCUGGGCGGACAAGAUCCAGGGCCGGACGAUACCAGCGGAUGGAAACGUUUUCACUUACACAAGGCAUGAACCUAUUGGUGUAUGUGGCCAAAUCAAUCCUUGGGAUUUCUCAUUGAUCACGCUUAUUAUGAAGAGAGCACCUGCCCUGAGCUGUGAAAACACUGUGAUUGUCAAACCCGCAGAGCAAACUCCUCUCAGGGCUCUUCAGGUGGAAUCCUUGAUAAAAGAGGCAGGGUUUCCUCCUGAGUAGUGAAAAUGGUGCCUGGUUACUUACAGGCCGACUGCAGGAGCAGCCAUGUCCUCUCACAUGGACAUAGACAAAGUGGCCUUCACAGGAUCAACAGAGGUUGGCAAAUUGAUCAAACGAGCUGCUGGGGGAAGCAAUCUGAAGAGGGUGACCCUGGAGCUUGGGGGAAAGAGCCUUUGCAUUGUGUUUGCUGAUGCCGACCUGGACAAUGCCAUUGAAUUUGCACACAGAGGAGUGUUCUUCCACCAGGGCCAAUGUUCUGUGGCUGCAUCCAGGCUGUUUGUGGAAGAAUCAAUUUAUGAUGAGUUUGUGAAAAAGAAUGUGGAGCUGGCAAAGAAGUACAUUCUUGGAAAUCCUCUGACUCCAGGAGUGAGUCAAGGCCCUCAGAUUGACAAGGAACAAUAUGAUAAAAUACUUGAUCUCAUUGAGAGUGGGAAGAAAGAAGGGGCCAAACUGGAAUGUGGUGGAGGCCCCUGGGGGAGUAAAGGCUACUUUAUCCAGCCCAUGGUUUUCUCUAAUGUUACAGAUGAGAUAUGCAUCACCAAAGAGGAGAUAUUUGGACUAGUGCAUCAAAUCAUGAAGUUUAAAUCUUUAGAUGAUGUGAUCAAGAGAGCAAACAAUACUCACUAUGGGCUUGUGGCAGGAGUCUUUACCAACGACCUUGAUAAAGCCAUAACAGUCUCCUCUGCUCUGCAAGCGGGGGCAGUGUGGGUGAAUUGCUAUAUGAUGAUUUCUUCCCAGUGCCCCUUUGGUGGAUACAAGAUCUCUGGAAAUGGACGAGAAAUGAGAGAAUAUGGUCUCUAUGAAUAUACCGAGGUCAAGACAGUCACAAUGAAAAUCUCUCAGAAGAACUCAUAAGGAAGCCACAAGAGUAGAUGGAAAUUCUUCAAAAGUAUCUCUUACAGUCCCUUGAUAUAGUGGCUUUUCAGUACAAAAUUGUUCUUUUCUUAAUUUCUUUAAAAGCAAGUUAAUCGUAUUAGUGUUAAUCCUAUCCACAGAAAACAUGACAUGAAGCUUCUUCUGAAUUGUUUGCUUUCUAAUAUGUGACCCCAAGUCCUAUCCUAAAAAAGAAAGAGGGAUUUAGAUGCAAGAUCUCGA